Linum tenue is the source of this 263-nucleotide messenger RNA. The record is from the annotation of a GenBank genome assembly. NCBI's taxonomy places the organism in Eukaryota, Viridiplantae, Streptophyta, Magnoliopsida, Malpighiales, Linaceae.
CACAAUUGUUGGGGACGCCCUGACGAUUUGAAGACCAAAGAAGAAGUGGUCUUGAAAUCGCUUUUCGUACUAUUAGAGGUCUCUUAAACCACUAAACAAUACGACCAUUGUAAAUUUGCAUGCAAGAUCAGGUUCAACACCCAAACUCUCUGGGGAACAUAUUCCUCAAUAAGGUGAAAAAAAACUCGGCUAAAAAAUUCUUCAAAGUCCACAGUGAAAUAAAUACAUGAUUGCUGACAAAUGAUGGUUGCAUGUGCACAAGC